This is a messenger RNA of Corticium candelabrum, 825 nucleotides long. RefSeq lists its product as uncharacterized. The transcript has a single exon. Lineage: Eukaryota; Metazoa; Porifera; Homoscleromorpha; Homosclerophorida; Plakinidae. The record is from RefSeq and is a predicted model, not a curated record. Bases 55 to 720 code for a protein of 221 amino acids.
UCGACAAAUCUCGCAUUUGAACCUUACGAAUAUCGUUUGGCGUGUUUGUUGAGGAUGGGGUUGCAGCUGCCAGCUGUCAGCUGGAUACAAGAGUGUAAUUGUGGGUCGGUGUUGGACGAUAUGGGAUAUCACCUCCUCACUUGUAAAAAAGGCGGAGGACCGGUUUGGUCCCAUGAUUCAGUGGUGAGCAACUGGGACGACUGCCUGCGGCAAUUGAAAAUUCAUCACAAAAGAGAGCCAAGAGACCGGUAUAGUAACAGCAACAACCGGCCUGAUAUCGUGGUAUUUGAUGUCGGUACGGGGGCCAACACAGAGUUAGAUGUUGCUCUGUCACAUCCCUGGGCAUCAGACAUACUCUGUCAAGCAGCAUUGAGAGAUGGAGCAGCUGCAACGAGAAGAGAGGACAGGAAGUUUUCGAAAUAUAGUCAAAUUAAGCUUCCUGGCAUGGCAUCUAUGAAGUUUGUCCCUCUUGUUAUGGAACAUUUUGGCCGUUGGGGUGAUGAAGCGACCAAGUACCUCCAGGAGCUUUCGCAAAGAUCAACCGACGACGCAGGGAAUCACAAUUCUAAGGCAUUUAUGUGUUAUUGGCGAAAACGCUUUUCGACAACGCUGCAGAAGUGCAAUGCAAAGACGAUCUGCAAGAAGAUAUUGACAUUAACUUCCAAUGACAAUAGAAAUAUAGAUAUAGAUGACUUCCUUACACAGUUUUUUAUUCAUUAGCUUAGUAGUUAUGGCCAGAAAAGGCUUUAAAGCAGUAGCACAGCUUGUUAGCCAUGAACAUAGUUUGUAAUAGUAGUCAUGUAUGAAAAUAUAUUAUAUGACAGA